GUGACGGAGAGAGAAACAAAGAAGUGGAAAGAAAGAGAGAAGAAUUGGGUUGGUUUAGUAAGAGCAGCAGCUGGAGGAGGAAUCCAAAGGGAUCGCAUUGAUCCUAACUCAUCAUCAUUUACUCUAUUUUGUUUGGAUCAUGCAUUCCCUUUGGAUUUAUCCUUCAUUUGCUUUUUUAUUCUUUCAUUAAUUCAUCCCCAAAUCUUCAAAUAUUAUCAAUAUUAUAUAUGUUUAUAUAUUUAUAUAUAUUCACACAUGAUUUUAUUAUUCCUUUGAUGACCUUGAUCACAACAAUUUUCUUCAACCAAAUUCAAUUUUGUCAUCAGGUUUUGACUCUUGGACAACCACCACCCACCGUGGUGGCCACCAGCAGCCUCUCCGUGGUGGUCGGAACCACCACAGCCCUCAAUUCCAACCGCACAGUGGUGGGUGUGGUCCUCACUCUCAGCAGCCCAUUGGAGUUACUUCCUACAACCUUUAAGCUAUUGGCCCAACUGGAGAAGGCCCACCUUAGUUCCCUCCUUGCUCUUAUCCUACAUGGGCUGGUUGGCAUUCUUUAUCUUGGGUCCAGCUUCUACAUUCAUUCCCUACACUGCACCAAUAGCCCAAAUCAGAUUCUGGGUUUGGAAUCGUAGCCCACGCCCUACGCAAGGUUUUUGUUCUGGUUCUUCAUCAUCUAUGGGGUAUUUUCCUACCAAUAUUGAUCAAGCCAUGCAUUCUUUCCCCUUAUCUUCUCCGGAAGAGUAAUAUUACAUGGAUACCGGUGCUACUUCACAUAUGACUCGAUCUUAAGAAGUUUAUACCAAGGCCCAAGGGAGUGUAUAUUCCAAAUUUCAGUUAAUUGCAAUUUCUUGCAUGCAACUUAAAAAAAAAAAAUGACUUUGAAGAAAUUUACCAAGGUACGUAACUUCUAAGUAAUUAGAAAUUUAAAUUGAAAUUUAAUUUGGUGUCAAUCGAACGAGCUACUUAGGAGUAAGUAGCAUAAGUUAGUAACUGUUAUAAAUAUUUUAAUUUAAUUUAUUUUUGUUUUAAAAUAAAUUAUUAAAUAUAGACAAUAUUAAGAGUUUGUUUGGCUCUCCUCAAAAAAAAAAAAAAAAAAAACAAUAGUUUGUUUUGCUAAUAGCAACUAGCAUAUGAAUUUGAACAUUCUAUAAAGUAUGAAGUGUCGGAAUAGAUUGCAUUUGUUUAGUAAUCAACAUAGGAAUUUUAAAAUUUCAAGAAAAAUUAAUUCCUACUACUAAUAAGAAUUUAAUCACCUCGGUUUUCCUUAGCAAUUAUAAAUAAAACAAGUAAAACAACCCAAAUCAUUAGAACAACUUUAAAAAACAAGUAUAAAUUGUUUAUCCAAAAGACGUAAUAGAUAUAUGGCGUAAAUAGUGCAAUUAAUACAAAUUAAAGAGAAAAUAAAAAUAUAAACUUUUAAUUUUAAAGUCGUCUUUUCAAAAGAGAGAGUAGCUGAAAACGAGUGAAUAUUUAAUUAAUUAGCUAGUCUCUUAAGAGUCAUCUCUUAAGCUCAAUCCAUUAAAGAUUAAUGUCUACUUAACGUAUUCUUAAUACCUACUUAUAUUAUCCUUAAUAUUUACUUACUAUAUCUUAAUACCUACUUUUAACAUCUUAAAUGUCUAUUUACACCAUUCUUAAUGUCUACUUAUAAUAUUUUUAAAAAUAUAUAAUAGACCAACCUAAUUAAAAAUAAUCCCUCAAAACCCCCCCCCCACCAUCAAAUAAAGUUGUGUUAUCAAUAAAUGAAAAAGACCGAAGAGUUGGGAAUUUUCCUUAAAAAUACCGCCUUUUCAUUAGAAUAACAAAUAACCUAACGGAUUUGAAACCCAUAAAAACUCCCCAGCUUUCUCUCUCUUCAAUACUCCGUUGCAGUUACCUACGGUUAGAGUGAGAGGGAAAACCCAAAUAAAUACUAGAAAAAAAUGUCUGACCAACCGAUGACUACCGAAGACCCUAUCGACCUUGUCCUUCCCGACGCCGUAACAAUUGCCGUUGAAGGCGAUGAAACCGCCGUCACACAGCCAAAGUGUCGAGUGCGGGGCCCAUGGUCGCCGGAAGAAGACGGCAUACUUAGCGAACUUGUAAGUAAAUUCGGGGCCCGUAAUUGGAGCCUAAUUGCUCGUGGAAUUCCGGGUCGCUCCGGUAAGUCUUGUCGUCUCCGUUGGUGUAAUCAGCUCGAUCCUUGCGUCAAACGCAAACCUUUUUCCGAAGAAGAAGACCAGAUUAUCAUCACGGCACACGCAAUUCAUGGAAACAAAUGGGCCUGCAUUGCAAAACUUCUUCCGGGAAGAACAGAUAAUGCUAUUAAGAACCAUUGGAAUUCAACUCUGCGGCGAAGAUAUGAUUUUGUGAAGUCACCAGGAGAGGGAAGCACUGAUAGAAUCAAGGAUUCCUCAGAAGAAACUAUUUCAGGAGAAGCCACUUCAUUAAAGGCAGUUAGUGGAAGACAAGAUGUAAGUACGAGGGAUAACCAAUGCCAACAAUCAGAAUACCAUGCUUCAAACACCGAUAAUUUACCACAAUCAACACAACCUGAAAUCGUACCUUUAAAUAUGCAUCCAAAUCACCACUUCGUAGUAGCACAUCCACCAGUUUUUAAUCAUUUUAUUGGACCUACACCCAUAGAACCUCCUACUCUUACACGCCCAGUUGCGCGCAUCGGAGCUUUUAAUGUUUAUCAACCCGACUCUGACUUAACACCUGCUGCUCCACCUCGAAGGCCUGUACCUGUGUGCGGUCCUUUGGUGAAUGCCUUCCCUGACUUUGGAAUCUCCAAGUUUGUCGAAGGAGUCCAAUGCGAGCCCAUUAUUCCAUCGAGAUGUGGCCAUGGAUGCUGCUCUACUCCAACUGGGUUUAAAUCCGGAACCUCAUUUUUGGGACCCGAAUUCAUUGAAUAUGAAGAGCCUCCUUCCUUCUCCAGCCAUGAGCUGGCCUCAAUAGCUACUGAUUUAAACAAUAUAGCAUGGAUAAAAAGUGGAUUAGAUAGCGGAUGUGCCAGAAGAACAGAGUACCCGCUUCAGAGAAGAGAUUCUCAAGGAGCUGAUUACUCAAGGCAAUGCACACAGAAGACAGAUAAUGUGCGUUUCGAGGAAGGACGGACUAAGCUGAUGGGUAUGAUGACAGAAUUGAUUUCAACUUAGAUCCUGAGGUAAACAGUCACAUUUUCUGCUGAAGUUGGGUUUUGAACUUCCACAUUAUCAUUUUCACCAUCAUCUGGCGAUCCUUUAGAUCGCGCUGAUUAUUCGACACAGGAAUUAGAGGUUUUUAGGUUUUGUGGAAUGUGGUUGAUUUGUCAUUAAAUUACAUGCUAAACAUGUAAUGGCGAGAUUUGUGCAGUAAAAAUGAUGAUGACUGAUGAGGCAUUGAGAAUCCUUUUUCUUAUCUAUAGUUAUGCUGGUAUACAAAGGGAUGCAAUUGCAACUGUUACGUCAUGUUUUGGAUCUCAAAUUUUGAACAACUAUUUCUGUAAGAGACCGUUUAAGAUAAUUUUAAAAUAAAAAGUCUACAUACUCAUACUUUAUAUCA
Molecule: messenger RNA, 3528 nt
Organism: Amaranthus tricolor (Joseph's coat)
Lineage: Eukaryota; Viridiplantae; Streptophyta; Magnoliopsida; Caryophyllales; Amaranthaceae
Product: transcription factor MYB1-like
Exons: 4
Coding region: 1926-3143 (405 amino acids)
Biological process (GO): regulation of DNA-templated transcription
Cellular component (GO): nucleus
Molecular function (GO): RNA polymerase II cis-regulatory region sequence-specific DNA binding; DNA-binding transcription factor activity, RNA polymerase II-specific
Source: RefSeq, a predicted model, not a curated record